AUGAAUAUCUCUAAUAAACCAGACGCCACCACGCUUCCAGAUGAACCAAUGUUCCGGCGGAUGGUUGACAAUGCCAUCGCGCGGCCGUCUCACGUCGUCAUCUCCGACAAAAGCAUAGGCGUCGAGGCCGACAGCAUGAGAAUCUUCGCCGAUCUCCUGCACAUGAAGAAUGCCAUUCGGAAACACGAAACCUCACCUGACGCGUUCAUCAGCGUACUGAUGCCCAUAAACUACGAGUUUGUCAUUACAAUCCUGGCCGUGCUCGCUUCGGGCCAGGCAUUUGCUUCAAUUCGAUUCGGUUGCCCAGCAGAGUAUGCGCUCAGUCUGAUGAGGCUUUCCGGAUCGACCUGUUUGGUCUACGGCGCUCUCGAAAAGAACUUUGCCAUUGAGAUGCAGCAUCUGGCCUCUGCCCAGGGAUCUCCUAUCCAGAUUAUUCCCUUCGAAAGCUCUACUGAACCACUGCCUCUCCAGCUGGAGGAUCUUAAUCUUCGAAUGGAUACAGAGAUCCCCACCGACCCGGACCGUCCAGGAAUGCUAGUCUACAGCAGCGGAACGACAGGCGAGAAGCCCAAGGGAAUCUUGCACAACCGACGCUUCCUUGACCGACCCGGACAACUCCCUCCUCAGGAGAUCUUCCUCAUGAUAUCCGAUCCCGUGCAAGCCAUCAGCUCCUUCAAUAUCCUCACCAUACCUCUAUCAACGGGCUGUCAACUGCACUUCAUCUCCCGCGCUGACGGAGUCGCCGAGAUCUGGGAGCAGUUCUGCAACAACCGCAUCUGCUCUUUCACGACCAUCCCAGACACCUGGAACGAAAUGGCCUGGUACUACCGCAAUCGCAUCCAGCAGCUCCCGCAGGAGGCACGAGAUGGCUAUCUAGAGGGUGCACGGCGAAUUAUGUUUCCUUGUACACAGGGAAAUAUCACACCGGCGUCGGUUCUGCGCUUUUGGAAAGAGGACCUGCAGUGUCCGAUCUAUAACGUGUUUGGGGCCACUGAGCUGGGAGGAUUGGCUCUGUGUACGGGCCCUGAUACGGUUUCGGAUGACUAUAAAUGCAUCGGAAAACCAAAGCCAGGCAUCACAGCCAAACUCUCCGACGGCGAUCAUGGUGAGCUUCUGGUCAAAUCGCCCAAUGUGAUGUCUGGCUACAUGAAUGAUCCCAAACGCACCAAGUCCGUCUUCGACGAGGAAGGCUUCUACCGCACCGGUGAUUUCGCCCACCUCUCCCCUGAAGGCGAAUACAUCUACGAAGAACGAAUCAAUAAACCGACCAAAGACCCCGUUCACGUCAUGGAAACCACCUUCUCCGCCUUCCCCUUCCUCCACAAUACCCUCGUCGCCCAAAUCCCCUUCGACAACGUCUACGGCUCUUCCAUGGUCAGUUCCGUCGUCUGCAUCCGCCCGCCGCCGUCAUCCUCGUCUUCGAAGACGAAAGUAUCCAUAGCCGAGUACAUGGCCGACUGCAUGUAUCGAUUGCGAGCGGCGCUGUCUCUCGCGUUCCUGCAGCUGGAUAUGUUUCCGAUGGCCGUUUGCGUGCUUGGUCCUGGGGAGGAGAUGAAGUUGGAGAAGGAGCAGUUGAGGUAUGUGUUUCCGUAUCAUGUUGAUCCGAGCUUUCGCGCGGAUCUUGAGUUGGGGGUGCAUCGGGCUUGGAUGAAUUGA
Messenger RNA from Aspergillus affinis, 1656 nucleotides. Its product is annotated as acetyl-CoA synthetase-like protein. Gene Ontology annotation, molecular function: medium-chain fatty acid-CoA ligase activity. The transcript has 5 exons. Gene Ontology annotation, biological process: fatty acid metabolic process. NCBI's taxonomy places the organism in Eukaryota, Fungi, Ascomycota, Eurotiomycetes, Eurotiales, Aspergillaceae. Bases 1 to 1656 code for a protein of 551 amino acids. The record is from RefSeq and is a predicted model, not a curated record.